Messenger RNA from Bipolaris sorokiniana ND90Pr, 3510 nucleotides. RefSeq lists its product as uncharacterized. The coding region runs from base 1 to 3510 and encodes 1169 amino acids. Gene Ontology annotation, molecular function: zinc ion binding; transcription cis-regulatory region binding; DNA-binding transcription factor activity, RNA polymerase II-specific. The record is from RefSeq and is a predicted model, not a curated record. NCBI's taxonomy places the organism in Eukaryota, Fungi, Ascomycota, Dothideomycetes, Pleosporales, Pleosporaceae. Gene Ontology annotation, biological process: positive regulation of transcription by RNA polymerase II. Gene Ontology annotation, cellular component: nucleus. The transcript is spliced from 4 exons.
AUGGCGAGUGCUCAGGCUGCAGCUUCAUCCUCAGGAGGUGCAGACGAAGUCCCACCAGCUGGGAAUUCUGGGUCUGCACCAAACCCUAAGAUGAGAAAGAGGACGAAGACUGGCUGCCUCACCUGUAGAAAACGACGCAUAAAAUGUGGUGAAGAGAGACCUACCUGCGCAAACUGCAUUAAGUCCAAACGCCAGUGCGAAGGAUACAACCAAAGAGUCAUCUUCAAGCCACCCAUGGGAGACUGGCCAAAUCACCCAGGGGUAGUCAGCACCAUACAAUAUCACACUUCGAUGCUACCAGGCACACGCAACCAACCAUAUCGAGGACCAGAGCCAAGUGCCCCCAUACCAGAAACAACCCUCACCUCGAUCCAGCCACGACCCAUUGGCAACUUCGACUUCCAACAUGUCGACCCACAGCCAGGUGCUGGGCCUCCACCGCCGCCACAACCGUUUGUUGGCGGCAAUCUCAACUAUACCCACGAGCAGACUUAUCAACCACCUCUACACUCACCACCUCACCAACAACCGCUCAUAUCUCCCCACCACCAAGCACACGCCCAUCCAUCGACCGUAUCAUACUUUCCCCAGCAAUCUCCUGUGCACAUAAGCCCGUCAGAGCAGCUUAGCCAGAGGCCCAACACAAGCUCUCAACAACCAUUACCGUACAAUUCCGGCUCUUCAUAUCCACCCGUCUCUGUUCCAUAUAACAGUGAUCACGAAUUGAAGCCAGUGGGCCCUCGGCCUCUUUCUGGCCAGCAGGUGUAUUCACACACAUAUCGAUCAGAUAGCCUGCAAGACCCUGACAAUGCUUACCAACAGCAAUCUAGUGUUUCGCCACAGAGCGAUCAGUUUGCUCAAAACGCGGAGGCAAGGCCGGGCUUUCAGCGAUUUAACAAUCUUCCUCACGUUCCUCUCCAUUCGUCGCAAGCUGAAGAUUAUAAUUUUCAGCCGGCGAUUUCACAUACUGACUUUAGCUAUCCAAAUUACUCUACCGUUCCGUUGCCUUAUGAUAUGAAUCAGGAUGUAAAGCAUAUGCCACAGCCUGUUCUCGAAGAGGUUACACACGUACCAAAGCCCCCAGUAUCCCAUCCACAACUGCUUCUCAGCGGAUUCGGUGGCGAAGAUCAUGCUAGCCCUACACAAGUGCUUGACGAGGCGGCAGUAGAAUAUGAGGAUGACGAUUACUGGGACGUUCAUUCAGACGAAGAUAUGGUUGAUGCAGAGACUGGGGAGGACGAGAAUGCACUGCUCACGAGCCAGGAAUUUAGCGCUAUCCGGCGUAUACAUUUGGAGAACUCCAACGAGCUAGGCAUUCGACGCUACGAUGCCUUUUUAUACGAUGGCCUUCUGUCACACUACAAACCUGAAUAUGCGGCAAGUCCCUUACGCAACCCAAAGACAGCUCGAGUGUUUGCACAUUUCAUUCAUGUGACAGCACCAACACUAUCGAUUUUCGAACGAAACCCAAGAGACCCGACUUUGAUAUUCGAAGGCGCAACGCCGCCAUCUCAGCAAGGACUAUGGACUUACAAACUCCCAUUGAAGGCUUUGAACCACCAAGGCCUGUUACAUGCAAUGCUGGCACUUGCCAGUCUGCACAUUGCACGAUUGCAAGGAGCUUCAGUUACACCAUCCUACAAACAUUACGCAUACUCGCUCAAACGCCUUGUUCGUUCGCUCUCACACCCGACAAAACGUCUCUCCAUGCUCACGCUGGCCAACUCCUUACUUCUGGCUUGGUAUGAGGUAUGGACGGCAGAACACGUUAAAUGGGGCACGCAUGUUGUCGGCGCUCAGCAACUCAUUACUGAGCUCGACUUCCGCUCCCUUACUCGCGAGGCACGACGAAUGCAGGCUGUACAAACUGCAAUGGAGCGCCAAUUCCCCUAUCAAAACCCAGCGAUGCUUAUCGACCAAAGACAAUUCGACCUGAAAUUGAAAGAAAGCUCACUGAUGCCAGAUCAAAAUCUGGUGAGCACCAUUGUUGGAAACGAAGUCAACUACGACGACUUUGGCAUGGUUUUCGAGGACUAUGGGGCAAGAUAUGACACGAAGCCAAGUAUUGCCGGUGGACUGGAUCUAAACACCUAUGCAACUCUCCAAGAUCUGUUUUGGUCGUUUGCUAGACAUGAUGUUUUCCAGAGCAUCGUAAGCGGAAGUGCUCUCAUUCACCCGUAUCAUAAAUGGUCUGAUUGCCCUCCAAGAUCCCCGCUCGGCCGACUCGAUGCUCUAUACGGCAGUCACGAUCAUCUUCUACUCCUUCUAGGCCGCGUUGCAGACUUCACUGUUAAAGACAGAGCACGAAAGGUUCGACAAGUCGAAGCAGAUGGUGGCUGGCGACCUCGACCUGGCAUUCCUGGUUUUGGUAGCAUGGGUCCUCCAGGUGGUCCCCCAGCUGGUCCUCCGGGUGAUCAUCCAGGCGGUCGAUCGAAUCCUAUGCAAGGCCCACCGCCAGGAUGGAAAGGGCCACCCCCUUUAGGCUUUGGCCCGUCUGGCCCCUCUCAAGGUCCACCUUCUCAAGGCCCACCCUCUCAAGCAGGUCCACCUCCUUCAGGCAUGCCCAGCUUCUAUGGAAUGGCCCCAGCCCCAACCUUAGCACCACAGAUUUCCGGUUACGAGAAUCCAAACUUUAAGCGUCCAAAGCAAACACUCGACGUGCCUCAACCAAAGUAUGAUGACCUGUCUGCUGCCUACGCCAAUGCAGUCGCGGAAUGGGAAAGUAUUUGCGAGGCACAUACGGCAGUUGAGCAAGUUUUUCAGAAUACAGAAGGUUUUGCUCCUUUGCCGGAGGAUAUCUACCCACCGCCUCCGGGAGAAAGACAACACGCGCAGAGUAACAUGACGCCUUUUGGGAAAGCCAUUUCCCAUCGAAGUUAUGACAUAUCCAUCUUGUGGACGCUUCUCUACCUGGCUAAGAUCAUCCUUUUACGUUCCCACCCUGGCAUGCCUCCAGCAGCGCAAAUGGCAGCAGGAGUGUGCGCAGCUGCUACUGCACCAUACUGUACUCUCAUCGGCCGUAUCACAGCCGGAUUCCAGAUUCCCAUCUCUGAGGACCUUUCUCCCUUCCUUGGUGCUAUAUUCACAGAGGCAACCAUGUCCAUGUUCUUCGCCGGUGUCACCUUCAAGGAACCCCAUCAACGGGAGUGGCUCAUCACGCGUCUGUUGGAAAUUGAGCGAAGGAUAGGCUGGGCUAGUGCGGGCAUGAUUGCUAAGGGAUGCGAGUCGGUAUGGGAGCAACAGGCGAAGAUGAAGAGGGGGCCGCCCUAUGUGAGGAGGACAAAGCGAACCAUGAGGUUUAAGGAGGAAGAGGGAUACGUUGAGGAUCCAGAGUAUACCAAUCCGCGUGGCCCGGAUGGUCCUAACAGUGACGAGAGGAGGAAAUGGGUAAGGGAUGAUUCGCAAAAAGAGACGAGGUUUGUGUUCAAGAGCAAGCUGCCUCCUUGGGCAAUGAAUGUGUUGAGUACAGAGGAGGAUCUGAGAGUAGGAUUGGAGAAGGUUGGAAUAUGA